Molecule: messenger RNA, 1422 nt
Organism: Sclerotinia sclerotiorum 1980 UF-70
Lineage: Eukaryota; Fungi; Ascomycota; Leotiomycetes; Helotiales; Sclerotiniaceae
Exons: 2
Coding region: 1-1422 (473 amino acids)
Source: RefSeq, a predicted model, not a curated record
AUGCCAACACCUGGAUUGUUAUUUGACGAUGAAGGAAAAGAAAACAUACAUUUCCGAGGCCUGGAUAUAGAGGCCUCAUCGCCUCGAAACUUUUUCCUCGAAAAACCACCCGCGAAUUGGAAAUCAGAGCAAUCGCCUAUUUCUCCUGGUGUGACUGUGCUGUUAACUCCUGCCUACGGGGAUGUGGAUGGCGAUUUGGAUGUGAUGGAGUUCUUUCAGGCAGCGGCAUAUCCCGGACCACGAGCGGUGCGGAUUACUGCGGACAGACCACGAGAUAUACAGAGAUCUGCGAAUGUGGAUAAGAAGAAACGUCCAUCAAAAGUUGGUCUUCCGUCGCCGAAAACCCCUAAGGCUUGGCCAUCGAUCGUGGAACCAGAUAUUAGUACUCUCCCUAGUCAGGAAGAGGUUGAAAGAAAUGUUCUGGAAGCUCGCCACAAGCUGGUUGGACAAAAGACCUCGGGUUAUAUUAGGCGUCCUCGGCUUGAUAAUCCACUGGAAGCAUAUCUUGUGGCCCCAGGACCUAUGUCAAAUCGAAAACAGACGAGAUCGCCAUCUCCGGAGAUCAAUUACCCAAAGAGGUGUCCUGAGCGUGGCCAGAGUCGAAGCCCGGCGGUUGAUGAUCGAAAACGAUUUCUUGAACCACAGCAUUCGCUAUUGCAAAAUAGGCAACAGAAAAGAGUUCUAUCUAAUGAGGCUAAAGUACUCAGAAGCACCCGUAGUGAAAAGAGUAUGCGAGACCCAACAUCCGCAAUUAACGGUACCAUACCAAGAACGCCUAGUCCAGUCUUUGAUUUCGACGACUCAGAAAUCACAGAUAUUGAGAGUGGUACUGAGGAUGAUGAGAGAGGCAACGAGAGAUUAAGUAGAUGUGAAACAUUAUCAAGCCAAGAUCCACAUAGUCCGAUGUUCGACAGCCCGCCAAAGCCAUUGGAAAAAGAUUGGAAAUUCCGUCUUCAACAAGAUUGUGCUACCGGUACUCUUGGUGCUUUACAGUCACCUUCGAUGUCUUCCUCUGCUAGUCAAACUCCUCGAAAACUCCCAAAGUCGACGAAUAAAAGACUGGGCGAGAUUGGAAUACCUAAUUAUAGUGCUAUGUAUUCAAACGAUUACACAAUGGGCACACAUACAACUCGUCCUCGUCAAAUUAGUGCAGAAAUAUCAGUACGCUCUCCCAUCUCACCUAAUGUGCCGCCUCCUCGAAGGAGAAGUCCACCUAUAAUGGCUCCAAUUCAUCGAGACCAGAGUGAGGCAAGAGGUGCAACAUUUGAGCCGGAAUCUCGCACACCGAGAACUCUAGUGACCAAUUGGCUUACGAGUAUGUCUUCUAACGCUGGACGUAAGGAACAACCUCGAGAGCAUGAUGUUUUCUGGAAACGGAGUUGGGGUCGAAAGACGAAACCUAAAAUGGAAGGCUGGAUUUAA